CACUCGAUACACCUGGAUAUACUUUCUUCGUCUGAAAUCCGAACUCCGUUCUGUUGCCAUUGAUUUUCUUAACAUGAUUCAAACCCAAUUUGGUAAAACUGUCAAAAUUAUUCGAUCUGAUCCAGGAGGUGAAUUCAACUCUAUUCCCUUACAUGAGGUCUAUCGUUCUCGAGGCAUAUUAAGUCAGAUGUCUUGUCCCGGUGUCUCCCAACAAAACGGUCUAGUUGAAAGAAAAAAUAGACAUGUUAUGGAACUCACCCGUGCCCUUCUUAUUGCUUCAUCUGUUCCUGGUCGGUUUUGGCCAGAGGCUGUUGUUACCGCCGUCAAGCUCAUUAAUUACCAGGUCACACCUACUAUAGGUCAAACUAGUCCUUAUUAUGCUCUUCAUGGUCAUCAUCCUGAUUAUUCUCGUCUUAGAGUUUUUGGCUGCUUAUGUUUCGUUCUUCUUCCUAAACGUGAGCGUACAAAGUUGACUUCUAAAACUUCUAGAUGUGUCUUUUUGGGGUAUAGUAGUGUUCAUAAAGGGUACCUAUGUUUUGAUCCUUCAGCUCAGCGCAUGAGAAUUGCAGCCUCGGUCAUAUUUUUUGAGCAUAUGAUGUUCUUUUCCCAUCGGCCAGCUUUACCUUUUGAGUUUCCUGGUGGAGAAAAUACCUUGCCAAUAUUUGAUGAAGAAGUGGAUGAUGUCCCUGUUAUAUCCAAUGAACCUGCCACUCCCUCUUCCACGCAAGAUUUGUCUCCUCCCUCCACUGACACCUCACCAUCUACGACACCAUCAUCAAGUUCACAUGCAUCCAGUAGCUCGCCGAUUGCAUCAAAUGAGCCUUCUCCAGUGGUACAACCAGCGCCUAGGCAAUCCACUCGCUCUAAUAAAGGAGUUCCGCCUCCACAUUUUGAAGACUACGUCGCCCACAGUGUAGAUACAUUGGUUGUGCCCACAACAUUUAAGCAAGCUCGUGGGAAUCCGAUCUGGGAUCGUGCUAUGCAGGACGAGUUUACAGCCUUAGAGGCAAAUCGCACAUGGUCUGUUGUUGAUCGGCCAAUUCCAUGUCCUCCGACUAUUGGCUCCCGGUGGGUGUAUGCUAUUAAGGUACGUCCCGAUGGAACUGUGGAACGCAACCGUGCUCGGCUUGUUGCUCUUGGCUAUACUCAAGAGCAUGGCGUGGAUUACAAUGAGACUUUCGCUCCCGUGGCUAAGAUGUCGACUGUUCGGACAUUGCUUGCUGUGGCAGCAGUAUACGAUUGGCCACUUUACCAGCUUGAUGUGAAGAAUGCAUUUCUUCAUGGUGAUCUCGAGGAAGUUAUAUAUAUGGAACGGCCACCAGGAUAUACAGUUGGUCGUGAAGAUCAAGUCUGUCUUCUUCAUCGGUCUCUUUAUGGUCUCAAACAGGCACCUCGGGCCUGGUUUGAGAAAUUUCAGGCUACGAUUGUUCAGUUGGGAUUUCAGCAAAGUCUCAACGAUCCUUCACUGUUUACUAAGGUUACCACUGCUGGGAUUGUCGUUCUAUUGCUCUAUGUUGAUGACAUGGUCAUCACCGGCACUGAUUCGCAGGGUAUUACUAAGCUCAAGGAUGGCUUAAAGCAAGCUUUCAGUAUCAAGGAUUUGGGUUCUCUAUCCUACUUUCUCGGUCUUGAGGUGAGCCGCUCUGAUCAAGGUAUUUUACUCAGUCAAAGAAAGUAUAUUUCUGAUCUCCUUGAUGAUCAUCAUUUUGAUACUUGUCAUCCAGUCAAGACACCUAUGGAGGUUAAUCUAAAAUUACAGAAAGGUUCCGGUGAUCGACUUAAAGAUGGCUCUCAAUAUCGCAGUAUCGUGGGCAGUUUGAUUUAUCUUUCUGCCACUCGUCCUGAUAUUUCCUAUGCAGUACAAGUGGUUAGUCAGUUCAUGACCGAGCCUUGUGUUGAUCACCUGGCGGCUGUUCACAGAAUAUUGAGAUACCUAAACGGGACGCGGGAUGUAGGCAUUUUGUUUCCUGCUACUGGGGAGCCUACUAUCAGUGCCUAUUCCGAUUCUGACUUUGCAGGCUGUAUUGAUACUCGACGGUCCACUUCUGGAUGGUGUGUAAAAUUUAGUGGUGCUUACAUUUCUUGGCGCUGUAAGAAACAGGACAAAGUUUCAAAAUCUUCUACCGAAGCAGAAUAUCGUGCCAUGUCGGAGGUUGGGUCAGAGAUGGUUUGGUUACGUCGCCUCCUAUCUGACUUUGGUGUUUUAUGUCCAGCGCCCAUGACUUUGCAUGUGGAUAACACAAGUGCAAUUCGAAUAGCCGUAAACCCCGUUCUCCAUGAUCGCACUAAGCAUAUCGAGAUCCAUGUCCACUACAUACGUGAUCUCGUUCGUGAUGGUACACUCAGUUUGCACCAUCUUCCCACUGAAGAACAGGUAGCAGAUCUUUUCACGAAGGCAUUUCCUACCAGCAGGCAUUGGUAUCUUGGGAACAAAUUGAUGCUGAGGGAUCGGCAUCAAUUUGGGGGAGGAUGUUAAGUGUAUGUAUGUUUGGUUGGUUGCGAUUAUACUGAGCUGUAGGAGUUUAGACGUAAUGUAGGGCCCAUUGAUUAUAAGCCCAUAGCUCAUGCACACGUCUUGGCCCAUGCACAUUAUUGGCAGAUGAUGAUCUUAACCUAGCUCGUGUAGGUUAAAUAAGUGAGGGAGGCAGAGGUCGGCUGGAGGUUGUGUUCUGAAACUCAUCUCAGUAAAAUCAGUAGCCUGAA
Molecule: messenger RNA, 2703 nt
Organism: Linum trigynum
Lineage: Eukaryota; Viridiplantae; Streptophyta; Magnoliopsida; Malpighiales; Linaceae
Source: the annotation of a GenBank genome assembly